AUGUUUUACGCAAUUGGUAUGAUAUUUGGUCCGGGUAUUGGUGGUUUACUGGCUGAAUUGGGUGCCUAUAUAAAUGCAAGCUUUAUAUUGCCAUUUGAAGUGCUGGUCAAACCCGAAAGAAAUACCGAAAAGACAAGUAUACUAACCAUAUGUAAAAACUUUGACUUUUCAAUCAAUCUCUUGAUUACAAUCAACGGCUGUAUUCUCAUUGGCUUUAACGACGCGACCCUUGAUUUGCAUCUCAAAACUAUCCAACACUUAUCACCAUCAGUGGAGGGUGCUAUAUUUGUGGUGCAAGGUGCUUUCUACGCCAUGUUCAACCCCUACUGGGCCAGUCUGGUGGACAAAGUGGCCAGUAAGCACUCCCUAUGUAUAGCUGGCUGUGUUUUCUCAAUGUUAAACUAUAUAAUCGCCGGUCCAUUGCCUUUCAUACCUAUCAACCCCAACCUAUGGCUCGUAAUUAUCGGUCAAAUAUGUUUGGGAAUUGCAUUUGGAGGCAUACUUGUGGGCAGUUUUACCCAUGGAUUUCAGGAGAUUAUAAAGAAGGGUUACCCCGAAAAUGUCAGCACAUAUGCCGUGAUAUCCGCGAGUUUUUCAUCAGCCUUUGCAUUGGGAUCAGCUAUAGGGCCGGCGAUUGGCGGCUAUUUGAUGGGCCAACUUGGAUAUAGAUGGGCUACAUUACCAAUGGUGGCCCUGGAGUUCCUAUUUAUUUCAGUGCUGAUCACAGGCUCGAGUUCAGGUAUCGGUGCCGCCACUGCCGUACAGUUCUCCAGAGCCGGUGCUAAUGUUGUGGUCACCGGUAGACGAGCCGAUAAAGUGUCAGAAGUGGCCAAA
This is a messenger RNA of Oppiella nova, 834 nucleotides long. Lineage: Eukaryota; Metazoa; Arthropoda; Arachnida; Sarcoptiformes; Oppiidae. The record is from the annotation of a GenBank genome assembly.